Messenger RNA from Geosmithia morbida, 2430 nucleotides. RefSeq names its product KilA-N domain. Bases 1 to 2430 code for a protein of 809 amino acids. The record is from RefSeq and is a predicted model, not a curated record. Gene Ontology annotation, molecular function: transcription coactivator activity; DNA binding; protein binding. NCBI's taxonomy places the organism in Eukaryota, Fungi, Ascomycota, Sordariomycetes, Hypocreales, Bionectriaceae. The transcript has 3 exons. Gene Ontology annotation, cellular component: MBF transcription complex; SBF transcription complex.
AUGCCCUCGGCAUCUCAAUCCUCACAGCAGUCCUUCACCAUGAGUCAACCAUCACAAUCGUUUCGCGGCUACAAUGGCUCUGGCUCUCCCCAGAUAUACUCGGCCUCAUACUCGGGUGUCGACGUCUACGAAAUGGAAGUAAAUAGCAUUGCCGUCAUGCGCCGUCGCAAAGACUCGUGGGUAAAUGCCACCCAGAUCCUCAAGGUCGCCGGCGUCGACAAAGGCAAGCGCACAAAGAUUCUCGAAAAGGAGAUACAGACGGGCGAGCACGAAAAAGUCCAGGGAGGCUACGGCAAAUAUCAGGGCACCUGGAUCCGCUUCGAACGCGGUGUCGAGGUCUGUCGCCAGUACGGCGUCGAGGAGAUGCUCCGCCCGCUCCUCACCUACGACAUGGGCCAGGACGGAGGCAUCGCCGGCCGCGGGGACCUCAACACCCCGACGAAGGAGCAAGCCAUGGCCGCUCAGCGCAAGCGCCUCUACAAUAACUCGGCCGCCGACACCCGCCCCAACGGUGUGUCGGGCACCUUUUUCAAGAACAUAUCUACUACCGCCUCGCACGCUGUCGCCGCCAUCAGCAAGGCUCGCUUCGACUCGCCCGGUCCAAGGGGCCGGAACGGACCCGCCCGCGCAGGCAGCUUUGCCCGCCAGUCCUCUUUCCAAAGCAACAAUGAUGACUUUCCUGGAAACUCGCAGCAGAGCUACAUGUCCGAUUACAACAAUAACAGCCAGCCUCCGCCGGCCUCCGCGUCCGACUCCUCCUACCAACAGCAACAGCAGCAGCAGCAGCAGCAGCAGCAGCGCCCAUCAUCCCAACAGGCCGCUGAGUCUGAACCCCCUCGCAAGCGUAAGCGCACUGCCAUGACCCCUGUCGACGGCUUUAGCGCGGGCACCGGAUAUGGUCAGAACGUGGACGUGUACGCAUCAGCCUUCCCCGGGUCGCCUACGGAGCCCAACGAGUCCUUCGUGUACACACAACAGAGCGCCGCCAUGCACGACCAGACUCCCGAGGAGGACGCCAACGGGUCUCUCCCGCCGCUGGCAUACGAGGAGUCGCCCGACGUCAACAACAAGCGCAACCUGCUCAUGGGCCUAUUCAUGGACGACGGUGCCUCAGACAACUUCAAUCAGGACAUGCUGUGCUCGUUCGCCCCCGCGGAGCUAGACAUCCCCAUCGACAGUCAGAGCCACACGGCCCUGCACUGGGCGGCCACUCUGUCGCGCAUGCCCCUCCUCCGUGCGCUCAUCGCCGCAGGCGCCUCCCCCCAUCGCGUCAACCUGUCUGGCGAGACGGCCCUGAUGCGCGCCUGUCUGGUGACCAACUCGAUGGACCACGGGUCAUUCCCUGACCUCCUCGAGGUCCUCGGCAGCACCAUCGAAUCCCGGGACCACAAGGGCCGCACCGUCCUGCACCACAUUGCCGUCACCAGCGCCGUCAAGGGCCGCAGCUCAGCGAGCAGGUACUACCUCGAGAGCCUGCUAGAGUGGGUCGUUCGCCAGGGCAGCGUUCCCGGCAGCCAGAGCCAGCAGACCAAUGGCAAUCUGCCCAGCAGUGGCAGCAACUCGCAGCCCAAGAUGGGCAUCGCGAGAUUCAUGACGGAGAUCGUCAACGCCCAGGACAGCGCGGGCGACACGGCGCUCAACAUUGCCGCCCGUAUAGGCAACAGGAGUAUCGUCUCGCAGCUGCUCGAGGUUGGCGCCGACCCCGAGAUCUCCAACCGCGCAGGGCUGCGACCUCUCGACUUUGGUAUCGGCGGGGACUCGGCAGAUGACAAGGCCGUCGUCAAUGGGGAGAGCAAGACUGAUGUCAACGGCGCUGUCACCAACCCGCGUGCUCCAAUCACACACCUUCUGACGGAGACGAGCUCGUCCUUCCAUCAAGAACUGAAAUCGAAACAAUCGUCCAUCGACUCCCUGCACACGGCGCUCCGCACCACAUCGGCCCAGCUGGCAGAUGCCCGCCGCAAUGCCGACCAGCUCGCCGCCGCGCUCAAGAAGCAGCAGGUAGCCCGGCAGAUGAUUGCCAACCUGGCGUCGAUCCGGCAGGACGACCAGAUGCGCGCCAUGCAGGAGCAGCGUGACGCGGCCUCGACGUCGUGGGAGACGGAGCUGUCGACCAUUCUCGAGGCGGCGUCAUCGGGCAACCAGCCCCCGGCCAGCGGCUUCCUGCCUUCGGCGAGCGUGCUGAGGAAGCGCCUCGAGGCCCUGGGCGGGUCGGUCAAAGCCACGCGGGCCAUGGUCAACGGACUCAAGAGCAGGAGCAGGGAUGUCGAGGUGAAAUAUCGAAGAGUCGUGGCACUGUGUACCGGUGUCGCGGAGAAUGAGGUCGACGCCGUGGUCGACGGGCUACUCAAGGCGGUGGAGAGUGAGAAUGAUCUCGAUAUCGGACGUGUGAGACGAUUCUUGGGUGGUGUCGAGGGUGCAACUGUCUGA